AUGGCGGAUAAACAGGAUAUGAAUCCGGCCAUUGGCGUUGACCCAGGCGCGGUUGGUGGGGUUUGUAGGGCUUUGAAUAUCUCGGAUGAGAAGCAGUGUACGGCUGUUGCUACUUCUGUCAAUGGAUUGUUUUGUGCUUUUCAUUCAAGGCAGUGUCAAGGACUCUACCGCGGCUACAAAAGCCGUAACGCUCGUCUCGACCGCCUCAUAGCAUCUCCACCAGCCUGCCUCUCCAAUCCCAAUAAGCCCCUAUCCUCAUACACCUUCGAAGAUAUCACGACGCCGUCUCUCCUCUCUGAGAUCCACUCCCACCUCUUCACCAAGCUCCAACUUCUCGAUCGUGUAAUCCGAGCCCGUAAACUUCACAACUCCCGCUUCUACGCCUGGGACAUGGAUUACGGCCAUGCGAAAUACCUCGAUCACCUGUAG
Cadophora gregata is the source of this 429-nucleotide messenger RNA. RefSeq lists its product as uncharacterized. NCBI's taxonomy places the organism in Eukaryota, Fungi, Ascomycota, Leotiomycetes, Helotiales, Ploettnerulaceae. Bases 1 to 429 code for a protein of 142 amino acids. The record is from RefSeq and is a predicted model, not a curated record. The transcript has 2 exons.